GCACACACAGACAGACACACACACACACACACACAAAAUCACAUUUAAAUUACGUAUACGCCGCGUAGCCGUAAAGCCCAAAAUCACAGACAUCAUGGCAGCCGCAACAACCGCGAACAAAUCACCACAACAACAACAACAGCAACAAUCUAGCAGACAACAGCAGCAGCAUCUUCAUCUGGCAGCCAGCAGCARCAGCAGCAGCACCGCCUCCUCCUUCUGCUCGAGCAACUUCAUUGCCUCCUGCAUGUCCAUCGUUUUGGUUGUCGUGUUCGCUGUGCUGCUGGCAGGAAACUGUGUCAAUGGGCAAAUUGAUGGCUACAUAGCUGGCGAGGAUUAUCCCAUCUAUGAUGCGGUGCCCAAGGGUUUGUCAUUCAACUGCCAAGGACGUCAGCCGGGCUACUAUGCGGAUACCGAGACGAGGUGUCAGGUCUGGCACUGGUGCCUGCACUCUGGCCAUCAAUACUCGUUCCUCUGCCCCAACGGCACCGUCUUCAAUCAGGCUGUGCGCGUCUGCGAUUGGUGGUCGAACGUCAACUGCGCCAGCUCCGAGCAGCUCUAUCAGAAUAACGAUGAACUCUAUCGCAUACCGGAGCGCAGCCAACAGCAGCAGCAGCAGCAGGAGCAGGCUGAGGUAUGAUAUAAGGCUGAUGAUGAGUAUAAGAUUGGGAAAACACACACAACAACGGCGGAGGCAGUGGAUCGGCAGCGAGGCAGCAGACAGCGACAGUUUCUGGCACAACAAAAGCAGCAGCAGCAGCAGCAGCAGCAACAGCAACAUAGACAAAAGCAAACAAACAGCAAUAGCAACAACAACAGAAUCGUAGAUAGCACCUCACCAACCAACUACAGUAAAAUGACCAAAAAUAGUUUUAGAGGCAGCAUGAGAUACAAAACCAAUCAAUCUCAAUCGUCAUACUCAUCAUCACAGCAACAGCAACAGCAACAAUUUAACUCUAGUAAAUAUAGCGAAUAUCAAAGUAGACAAAAUAGUAGUGGCAGUAGCCGUAAGCAGGGCAAUAGGAAUAGCAGUAGAAAUAAAGGAAAUCAAUUUAGCAUAGCAAACACAUCCUCUAGAAAUAACACAGCACAGCACAGCAAUCACAGCAACAGCAGCAACAGCAGCAGCAGCAGCGGCAACAACAACAACAACAGCUACAAAAGCAAGCAACGCGGCAGUAUGCGCUACAAUUUGAAUAAAUUUGAAAACGACGAUGAGCUCAAAGAUUAUAAAAGCAAAAUUAAAAACAAAUAUAAUAUCGAUUAUGAUCAUUCUUUGGAUGAAGAAUAUGAAAUAAUCGAGGCCAUUGAAUGAAAAGCAACAUACAAAUUAGAAAUUACUGAAUCAAAUAAAGAACAAGGAACCAAAAGCUUUGUAAUUGUUGUCGAAUUAAAAAAGUGCUGCAAAUUGGCGCUAAUUUGUAAACCAUCUUAAAAUACCCUCACCAGUUGGCAUGUUGCCCAAUGUAAAAAAUUGUAUAUAUA
Messenger RNA from Drosophila arizonae, 1485 nucleotides. RefSeq lists its product as uncharacterized. Gene Ontology annotation, molecular function: chitin binding. Gene Ontology annotation, cellular component: extracellular region. The record is from RefSeq and is a predicted model, not a curated record. Lineage: Eukaryota; Metazoa; Arthropoda; Insecta; Diptera; Drosophilidae.